Ostertagia ostertagi is the source of this 1476-nucleotide messenger RNA. Lineage: Eukaryota; Metazoa; Nematoda; Chromadorea; Rhabditida; Trichostrongylidae. The record is from the annotation of a GenBank genome assembly.
AUGGCUAUCUAUUCCAAUAUUGGCAAUGUCUGGAGGAACCUGGAGGAAAACGGCUAUGCCCUUGAAAAUUUUGAAUUGGCCCGGAAGAUAGCCGUCCGUAAAAAAGACACCAUUAAUAUCGGCCUGACCUGUCAGGGCAUUGGCAGUAUCUAUGAUAAGCAGCGGCAAUGGGCAAUGGCUGAAUCGUACUACCAACAGGCACUAGACAUAUUCAGCCGGAAAGCAAUGAGGGAAGAAGAGGUGAUUACAACGACCAGCCUUGCCAUGCUGUCUGAAAGCAAAGGGGAAUAUGCAAAGGCGCUGGAUUACCUGGACAAAGCCAUGAAACUGACAGACACGGUUGAAAUGACGGCACUCACUAUUCUGGCACCUCAUAUGACCUUAGGCUCCGUUUACCUGAACCUGAAGGAAUACCAUAAAGCGAAACCGAUAUUACUGGAUGCGCUGGCCAAAGCCAAGGCGAUGGGCAACCGUGAUCUGUUGCAAUCGUUAGAAAAAAAAGUGGGAGAUAUGUAUGCAGGAUCCGGCAGUUACCAGGAAGCAUAUGAGCAUCUGUCCCGGCAUACAAUGAUCAAGGAUUCUCUUUUAAUGCAGGAAAAAGCACAGGCCCUGGAGGCGCUGAUCAACUCCCGGAUUGCCGUAAAAGACAAAGCCAUGCUGGCCCAGCAAUUGCAUAUCACCAGGCAGAAAGGCCAGUUGCAGCAAAAGAAUUUCUGGAUCGGCGGUACCGUAUUGGGAGCGUUACUGCUGCUAUUCGUUAGUGUUGCCGUUGUACGUAACUACCGGCAGCAACAAACCAUUCAGCAGGCAGUCAUUCGCCAGAUGCAGCAAAGGCAGGAGAUCAACCAGCUAAAGGCACAGAUGCGCGGAGAAGAACAGGAACGGCAGCGGAUUGCUCAUGACUUGCACGAUAGCAUCGCCAGCCAGUUAUGGGCCAUCAAGCUCAACGUAGACAAUAUGCGCCAAUCGGGCGGUACAGACGUACAAGACAAAAACAUGGGCAUCCUGUUUCAACAGCUUACCGAUGCCGCCCGGGAUGUGCGUAAUACCGCUCACAACCUCAUGCCUGACCUAUUACUAGAAGACGGCCUGGCCGCUGCCCUGGCCUCGGUAUGCAACAAGACGGGUAAGACGGUACCGCUGGAGGUAGACUUUCAGGAAUAUGGUAUCGUGCCCCGGCUGGAUAAAGAGAUUGAACGCUCUAUUUACAGGAUGGUGCAGGAGCUGAUCCAGAAUGUAUUAAAACACGCCGUAAAUGCGACUCAGCUGUUGGUACAACUCAGCUGCGUGGAUGCGUUGCUGAAUAUAACGGUAGAAGACAAUGGUACCGGCUUUAAAGAAGGAUAUAAAGAAGGCAUAGGCCUGCAGCAGAUCAGGAGAAGGGUAAUAACACUGAAAGGCCACUUCGACCUGCAAAGCAGGCCGGGACAGGGUUCUACGGCCUACCUUGAAUUUGAUCUCCAACACCUGCUUUGA